Molecule: messenger RNA, 9291 nt
Organism: Sander lucioperca (pikeperch)
Lineage: Eukaryota; Metazoa; Chordata; Actinopteri; Perciformes; Percidae
Gene: ajap1
Product: adherens junctions associated protein 1
Exons: 6
Coding region: 834-2030 (398 amino acids)
Cellular component (GO): cell-cell contact zone; plasma membrane; cytoplasmic side of plasma membrane
Molecular function (GO): beta-catenin binding
Source: RefSeq, a predicted model, not a curated record
UCCAGCAGGCAGAUCAGUCGUCAGUCUGAGAGAAGAGAACCAGCAGCAGGAGACAGAGCAGCCUCCUCUCGUCUCAAAUGACAAACUCUCAUCCCCCCUCUCUCCAACUCCUCUGAAACAACUCUCAACCUCCCGGUCUCCUUCGUCGUAACCCCCUCUUCCUUUUUUCAGUUGCACCUAUUUUUUUUUCUUUCUUUCUACUUUGUCUAACCCCUGCGCACCGCUCAACACCCCCAGAGAUGUGACUAGAUUAUGAGGACCCCCUGCCAGCGGUGACUUGUCUCCUCCGUGCUUCAGAGAACCGAACAUCCUCAUCUUCCACCCCCAAUUUUUUGGACGUUCAUCUGCCUUUCAGUAAUGUAGGAGAUGAUGCACUGUCAUUUCAGCGACGAGGAUGCCAACUACAUGCCUUGUUUUUGCUAUCCGCACCUUACAUCUUUGUCUUUACAGCCGGUGGGGAUAUGAAAGAUUUCCGUGAAGGCAAAGUUUGAGGGUACCUCUGUCGGUUUCCCGCUCACCUGUCCUCCUGCACGCGCGAUCCCCUCUCCGUUUAACUGAUAACGAGGAAGAUUAUCACCAAAAGAACAAUUGACAAGCAACUUCAAAGAGACCUGACUAUUGUUCUGGUAAUUUGAGUGGGAUUUGGCAGCGUUGUUGGAGGAAUUUGAUGUGCGCAACGUUGAAGGAUAUGGCUUAAAUAAUGGUUGCGUUACUGACAGCGGGAGUAAGGUCCGUCACUUGAGUGUUUUUAUCAGCUAUUGUCGACUUUGGAGGAAACCCAUCUAAAUGGGAGGAUACCUGGAGGACUGAGUCGGAUUCGGCAGUCGAAAAAAAUGUGGCUAAAACGGAGUGUUGCGCGCAGUCCGUCUGCUUUGAGGCCAGGCAGCUGUGUGGGGCACCGGGUGUGGCUCCUGCUGGCCAUGACCCACCUCACCCUGGACUUCUCUGUGUGCAGCCCCCUCAGUCAGGGUAUGGGGGUCAAACUCACGCCUAAAUCGGUGCCUCGCUCUCGACCUCGCUGGCAGCCGCUCUGGGACAUACCCAACAAGCUUCACUGGAGAACAGUGAGCCCGUUGGCCCGCCGCCUCCUCAACCCUAUCCCUCCACCACAAGACAACAAGGCAGGGAUAUGGCCAAAAGUCAAGGGUCAAAAGCAUCGGAAGCCAGCACAUAAGGGACAAGCAGUGUGUAAGGAGUGCCGGUUGAGAUACUCUCAAAUGGAGACAGGUGAUCCUUUGGCUGUAAUAGCGAAAGCUCCAGCAGCUUUAUCCAGAGGGAGCAGAGGAGACUCAGUGAGGUUGUUACUUAGAGCCAGAAGGCAGCUGAAAUGGGACAGUUAUGACAAGUCUCAGGAGGGCCGGACUACCACAGUGGCCGGAUUUAUCGACUGGGGACCCACAGGGACAGAUAGCAUAGACGACGACGGAAAACCGGAGCCCAACAUAACGCUGUCCACCAAGGUCUCAACUACCACAGUGGCCACAACUACUAGCACUACUACCGGGCUCUCCCAAAGGACGUUCACUGUGGUGACCACACCAGAGCCCAAGAGGCUAAGCACCACCAAGGCCACUGGCGGUUUCGGAGAGACUGUCAAACCACCAAAGCCAUAUGGGGAAACACCAGGUUUGGCAGUCCACCAGAUAAUCACAAUCACUGUGUCUCUCAUUAUGGUUAUCGCAGCCUUGAUUACAACACUCGUCCUUAAAAACUGCUGUGCGCAGUCUGGAAAUGGCCGCCACAAUAGCCAUCAGCGCAAGAUCCACCAGCAGGAAGAAAGCUGCCAAAACCUGACAGACUUCACCCCAGCCCGAGUGCCCAGCAAGGUGGACAUAUUCACUGCCUACAAUGACAGCCUGCAGUGCUCACAUGAGUGCGUUCGGACUGCCGUGCCCAUCUACACUGAUGAGAUGAUCCAGCAGACGCCUGUCUACAAGACUGCUUACAACGGAAACAGGCCCUCCCCCACUGAACGACAACUGAUUCCUGUGGCCUUUGUGUCAGAGAAAUGGUUUGAGAUCUCUUGUUGACGAGCUGAAGGCCUUGUUCACUUCCUGUGGAUGAAAGAGACUUCCCGAAUUCAAGCUCUGGAUCCAGUUGGAAACAAGAAACACACAAAACAGCUUUUUUGUAAAAUAGUGUGAUCACUCUUUGGACACUGGUGAAGAUAUUUAUUUUUCUAGAGAUCACAAGCAGAGCAGCCACAACGCUGCCACUCCAUAUUUCCAGAAACGUACAGUCAUUUAGAUAUAGAUUAUAUAUAGGUAUAUUUACAGGAUUGUGGGACAAGACUGUGAACGUCACAGAUGUCUCAAGGAAAACAUUUGACAUUUGAAAAGAAAUGAACCCAAGGAGCUGCUGUGGGUGAAGGAUGAACUGUAUUUCUGAACAAUGUGCCAAUAAUGCCACUAUGUGCCACAACCUGGAUUAAAGGAAGUUUCAACAACUGAUGGACUAAACAAAGAGCGCUAUAUUAACCCUGUAUCGACUUCAACUACAUUGUUUCUUUUUGUUUUUUUAAAGAAAUGUGAAAGAUAAAAAAAUGCUACAAAUGUAUUUGAAUAUGUUUUGAAAUAGUUUUAAGAAAUGUGUUGCAAAAGAGUCUAAAAGAUAUUUAUAUGAAGCACUAUUGUAUUAGUUUGGGAAAAGAGAAGAUGGAAAAAAAGAAACGGUAUAUGCUUUAGUGAACAGUUGAUUUUAAAACAUUGUUUCUAUAGGUCCCAUUUUAAACAGAAUAAUUAUGUCUAUUUUUUUACACAGUAUAGUCUGCCACAGCCCAAACAGUGGAGGUCCGAAGCUCUUGGGAUUCAGCACUGUUAAUUAAAUACUCCCACCCGAGCCGAGAUUAUAACAAAGAAAACCAUCUGAAAUACACCUGGUGUAAGCCAAACCACCACCUGCGCCAAUUGCUUAUUGUGUAAGAUUUGUACCUGAUUUGGCUUCAUGGAAAAACUGUUGCAACGAAUCCCAUAGCAGCAAAAUCAUGACUAGAUUGGGUAUGGAUAGCCACAACAGACUGCAUGGAGAUGGACAGGACAUUCAUACUGCCUCAGGUCUGUCUAGCUCGCUUGCACACUUGUGCCAUGUUGGUCUCAGUUUCAGCAGCUGUUUGGGAUAAAUUCUAAUGACUAGUUAUGAUUUUGAUCUGAGCCACAGCGCUAAAAGGUUGGAAUAGAUUCAAUUUGAGCUUCAAAUUCAAAAUAAUUCAUGUGAUCAUUUGCAAAAGUACGAAAGAGAUUGAAAAGUUAACCCCUCCAGAGAUAGUAAAUUAUUAUCUCCACGCAACUCCCAAGAUUCACUUUUAAUAAAUUAUUUCUGAAACCUAAGUCUUAAUUAUAAUCAGUAGGGAUGCACCGAUACCGAUGCCAGUAUAGGGGUAUCGGUCCGAUGCCGUGUCCGAUGUACUCGUACUUGUUGUCAUAAAAUUAUUCCGAUACUACAACACCUGAUACCACCUCAUAGCAAUGUGACAAUAACUUCUCCGUCAAGCAGGUAUAGGCAACGGAAGAGGAGCAAUGCCGGCCGCUUGGAGAUUUUUGACUGUAAAAAAAAAAUAACUAGGCUUUUGCCCAAUACAUGAUUGCACUUGAUGACCAGCCAUUGUCAGUCGUUAAUAAUACUGGGUUUCGACGUCUUCUCAGUGUACUGGAGCCGAGAGAUUCCCAGCCGUCACCACAUCACAGAAACUGUGUUUCCAAAGCUGCUCUGUGAAAAAGCACAUCAGCAGCCUGUUGCCUGUAAACUUCACCACUGAUAUUUGGAGUAGCGGUGUUAACCCAAUGUCUCUCAUCAGCUUAACAGGCAUAAACAUGAAGAAAGCGAUGUUUCAAUCUGCUCUGUCUGCAUGCAGUUUCUACAUAGCGCUGAUUUAACAACCACAGUGCUACUCUGUAAAUAGCGAUUUUUUUUUCACAAACAGGCUGAAACGAAAGCUCUUGGUGUGUAGUCUAAAUGUUUUAACUGUUGUAGUUUGCCACAAGUCUUUAAAUUUGGACAAAAUCUUGUGAACUUGCUUAGCAAACCAUCCUCUCCGCUAGAUCGGUAAAUCCACAUGGGUAGGUAAUAGGCACGUGAAUGACAUCAUCGGACUUUGUGUUCUUCGUUCUUUCUAAACUUCACUCAGUAUUUUGAUAUUAGGAAUUAUAUGAUUUAUUUUAUUGACACUAGCCCAGUAAAGUGUCCAGGCCCAGGCACUGAGCUUUGACUAGAAAAAAAGGCAUGGUACUUUGAAAAUACUGCUUUGCUCUAAUUGACAACAAUAUCAGAGAAGGCCAAAAUCAUCUGUGUGUCUGAAAACACCCUUGGACCCCAGAGCGAUUAAUAAGUACUCAAUUCGGUACUCGGUAUCGGCAAGUACUCAAAUGUAAAUACUUGUACUUGUACUUGAUCUUAAAAAAAGUGGUAUCGGUGCAUCUAUAAUAGUCAGAAAGUCAAGAAGAACAUAAACCAAUUUGUUGAAGCUGGAAUAUAAAAAUUAUCCACAGUUUUUCAACUAAGAAUGAAGACGAAGCAGUGAACGAAUUGUCCUUUAGGAUAAAGACAAUCUGCGCCAUGUGUUUAAAAUGCAAGCAGGGAGGAAUUCCAUCGCCGAAUGUGUGGUAGGGGUUAGUUAGCUCUCUCCAGAGCCAGAUCCACUCAAUACUUCUAUACAAUAUUUCUAGCAUAUCAGAAUUUAAGAUAUCGCAGCCAGGAAGUUGGGGGUUGUGCACAAAUAGAUUGUUUUAAUUCGUGCCAAAGGAAGCAGAGGGAAAAAAUACGAAACAGACUCAUGAGAAAGAAGAGUUUAAUUUUGUUCUUUCAAAGACCCAAAAACACUCCGUCAGUGUAUUGUUGAAGGAAGGCGAUUAUGACAAGCCAAUCAGCCGCUGCCAAAUUGCUUUAAACUAUCUCCUAUGUCAAAGUGAGGGAACUCACCUCCCAUAGUCAGGAAGGACAUUUAGGCUCUCCUGCGAGCAUUCUAGCCCCAAAAAUUGUAUUAUCAACCUCCAGCUCUGAAAAACAGAUUACCUUUGUGCUCCAAAGCCACCUAUGAAUCUACCUUUUAAUGUGCUGUGGGUUUGUACAAAGCACAAAUACAACUGUAAUUGUAAACAUUUUUGGGUUGCAGACAGCAAUAUGUACAGAUUUAAAAGGUGGAUUUUACUGUGUGUCGACAGUGGAGCUCCAGUAAUUCGCUUAGGUUGUUUUCAGGCUUGUACUCACUUCCUUAAAGGAUUCAAGGAAACAGGUUGUCCCAGUGAGAUCAGUAUCUGUAAAAGUGAGCCAUUCAGGAGGUGCCAAGACAGCCUGGGUUAAACACUGUGGUGCAAAACUCCUGCUUUUGCCCAUUCACAACAUGAAAACCACUCUCAUGAAUGACCCAUACCAAUUCAGCCUCACGUGUGUGUGUCAGGCUGCGGAGUUGCUUCUUUGACAUAACUUUUUUUUUUGAAUGAAGAGUGCUAUCUUAAUAGUCAGAGGGUUACGAAAACUUACUGUAUAUUAUACACGUGUAAAUGUAUUUUCUAUAUAUUUGCUUCUAUUUGUGUACAGGUGUGUUCUAUUUUUCAGGACCUCUCCCAUUUUUGGGAAGGUUUCAGCUAGGUCGGGGAUAGUGUCUUUGUUUACAUGUGUAACUAUGGUAUUUCUUUUAAAACACAAAACUAACCUUGUGCCAAGCUUCCUACCUGCACUUUCAAGCAGUACUUGCAUUAUAUCUUUAGCUAACCAGUAUAAUACUUCAGUAGACGCUGCAAUAGUUGAGAGACUGAGGAGAGAUUUCCAGGUGGAAUGUCUGAAAGUACUGAGUGGUUCGAAGAGGUGGUGCGAUCAUAUGUUGGGUUCUGCUGUGUUCAUGGUUGGCUGGGAAACCAAGAAAUUUCUGUUCUCAAACAUCAUUUCUACAUUAAUUAUUAUAUUGAGUGUUUCAUCACAUGAAUACAAAAAAACAGUGUAAAUCCAACAGUAGCUGCCAAGAAACCAACUAAACUUGAUCUAGACUAAGUUGCAUUCAUUUAUUUUAUUUUGUAUUUGUAUAUACAUAUUGUUACAACUGCCCCAGAAAAUGUAUGAUUUGUCACAUACUUAUUGUAUUGACUGCAAAAAAAUAACUAUAAUUAAUAUUAGCAUUUAUGAGCAUAUGAAACAAUCAGGGAGACGUCUCAAGGAAGAAUUGAGAAAGGAAGAUGGUUUUUGCUGCAACUGCUAAAUUGACCUGGUUAAAAAAAGAUCAGAGUUAGGCACAAUUAUGUGGGAAGCCAUUCACUUUUUUCAUUUACUAAAGUUUUUAAAGGAUGAUUCUGGUUUACUUCAACUUGGGCCUUAUUUCUAGCCAUGAUACCUGUUACCUGAUAUCUGGUGUCAGUCCACCACUGUGGCGCAGACUGUAAUAUAGGACCUAUCUAUCUGAUGAAUUGCUAUAAAAUUUGGUAAAGAUAUCCAAAGUGCCCACAGGAUAAAUCCUAAUGACUUUGGCAAUCUCUUGACUACAGUACCAACGCAAAUGAUUUACAAGGUAAACAGUAUACCUGCUAAACAUCAGCAUGUUAGCAUUGUCAUUGUGAGCAUGCUGACGUUAGCAUUUAGCUAACCACUCUGCUCACGGCAGCAUAGCUUUCGACACUUAGAAAUGUAAGCCAAAGCGACAACCAGACUAUCAGUUAGGAUGACAUUGUACACACCAAGUAAAUUGCAGGGAUCUGGGAACACGGCAACGACGCUAAAAUUAAGUCCAACGGGGUAAAACUGUGUGUGCACACAACUACAGCACAACUAUGGCAAGUACAGUUAGUCAAAGUUAAUCCUUGAAAUCUGUAAACUGAGGUGUGGUGGAUGUUUAAAAUGGUAUUUGUGUAAUAUUUUACAGUUCGCCUUUAUUUUAUCUUGCAAAUAAGUUUGGCUAACCUGGAGGUUUGUUUACAACCUGACUUGGUUGUGCCAUGUUGGACUGUUUUUUAUGUCGCUUUGUUCAAAGAUCUUAACAUUCAACUUUGUUGAGUACAAUGUCAUUAUUACUGACGGCAAUGGUGUCUAAAGAGAGGUAAGAACAUAAGACCCAAGUUGUACUAAACCUGAAUUAUCAUUUCAUCUUAAAUACUGAAGAUUGUGAGAGAUCUGGGCUUAAUUAUCAUGACCAUUUGUGAUCAUGCUGCUUCUUGGAAUUGCUGCGAACUGUUUCAUCAGAGAAGGUAGUUGUGGUUGCCAAGUUUCUGUACUGCUAACACUAUACCUGAUAAUUGUAAAAUAUCAAUGUGACCCGACUGAAAAAGGUUGAAAUUUUAUACCACGCUAAUAAUGAUCGUGUGAGACGGAUUUCUCAUUCUUUAUUGAACUAAGAUAAAAAUUGACGUUUGGAAUUUCUUUCUGUGUUUCAUACUGUGUGGAAAAGGGUUUCUAAGGCUUUACUUCUGUUAGCCUUGAAAAGUUUGUUUGCAUCCCUCAUUAAACCCACAGGGGCUGCCAGCUAAAAAAAUCACAUUGCAUUCCUAUUGGAUAUAUAACUUGCAGCUGUGAUAUAUAUUUGAAACAGGAUAUAUGGAGACAUCAGCAUACAUCAUUUUUCCUCAUUUUACCUCUGUCUGAAAUCAAACUGAUAUGUAAGGAAAUGCCUUACUGCGUUCUUGCCUUUUCAGUUUAUAUUUCAAGAUAGCUGAUGAGCGCGCUGUAUUAUAGCUAAGAGGGAGGAAAAUGAUUCCACUCCGCUGGUCAGACUUAAUUCAGGAAACAUUAUCUGAGUGCAGUGCAGGCAAAGGCAGGGGGAAUCGGGGGCUUGUAGAAAAGUCUUAAAUAGACACCAAAGACUUGACAUGCCUUUUUCACAGCGAAUGCAUAUUUUGCGGCUCCGGUUCUGUCUCUUCAGCAGCCCACGAAACCUAUGCUCCCCACAGCACAAACAAGCUAUCAAUCAACAAGGGUUUUCCUGUCAAAAUGAAGGAUGUGCCGCACACUCAUUUUCAGGGACUGUGAUUCCGGUUUGCAUGUCAGACAUACAGAGUGGAAGCUAUUGACACGUGUUUGCAUUAGAUGUUGGCUGAACAUGUCCAAGGCUGAGGAUUGUUUUAUCCAUAUCGUCGGAAGCAUUCAUGAGAGGAGAGGAAUCAAUGUAUCGACUCUGUUCAGUCUUGGCCUUUGGGUGUCUGAUUUAGCAUAUAGAAACAUGUUUCACAGCCAGCAUUGAUGGUGACGUGAUUUUCAUUUGAAGUAAAAGUCGAUAGCAGGUUGCUCAAAAAGCAAGGUGAGACUCAGCAGGAAGAAGGAAAUAUUUGAUCCAGCAACAAAAAGUUAAACUCAGAGUAAAGGACAAAGUGUAUAUUUAUAGACUGAUAUGUAUCUGAACUGAAUCCAUUUUUUAGCCGUCAGAAAACUGUAGCUCCUCAUACCGCUUCUUGUCAUCGUUUCAGAAAAUCACGUAAUGUGCGCUUACUGUAUCUAAAGUGGAGGGCUCCGACUCUCCUCUCGGGUCAUGUUUUUACUUUUCUAUUCACAAGAGCUAAGUCACUGUCACAGUCAGUGCGUAUCAAUACAGUCAAAAACUUGAAAAUAAGAAAAACAACACUUUGUUUGCAACAUCUCAAUUCUCCUAUAAUCCCCUUGCUAAAUGGAGACUAGCUGCGUGACCCAAAUCUGCCGUUGCAGGAUUUGAUUUGCAUAGAUGUUUGCUUGUUCCCUGAGUUGAUCAAAAUCAGUGGAUGGAGGUGUCCAAGAAAAAAAACAUCAUAAAAUCAUAAAAAACAUGUUUCAAUUUUUAGGGGUGAGGAAGUUGUAUAGGACUUUCUAAAAAAAAGUGUGUGUGUGUGUGUGUGUGUGUGUGUGUGUGUGUGUGGGGUUAUUUUUCACAUGUGGGCACACAGUGGUUUGUUCAUCGAAGCUGACUUACAAUCACAAUCCAUACCUACCAUGAAGGAACCUGACUCGAGUUGUGUUGUUGCCAUAAAAAUGAAGAGUUUGUACUUUGUGACUCUUAAAACUUUUUAUAUUUGUGUUUAAUAUAUCAAUGAGUACCUCUGUUAACUUUUGUAUAAGACCUAUAGUAUAUACAAACACACGUACACACACAACACACCUCCACAAAAGGGACUCCAGUCUGUCUCUGUGACGGCUAAAUGUUGUAUAACUUUUAUUUUGUGUCUUAUGAACAACAUCUCUUCCUUUUGUAGUUAUUGGUAAACGUUUCGAUUUCCAGGUGACUUUGAUUUGGUUACUCUUGUACUACUAAGCUCUGUAUUUGCAAGCACUGUAAAUGCGAUUCUCAUUGGAUUCGUCCUCUGUGCAUUUAGUACUCUGAUGUUGCUAUUAAUAAAAUGUAAAACAACA